Carassius carassius (crucian carp) is the source of this 2427-nucleotide messenger RNA. Its product is annotated as mitochondrial dicarboxylate carrier-like. The coding region runs from base 321 to 1181 and encodes 286 amino acids. The transcript is spliced from 11 exons. The record is from RefSeq and is a predicted model, not a curated record. Gene Ontology annotation, cellular component: mitochondrial membrane. Gene Ontology annotation, molecular function: oxaloacetate transmembrane transporter activity; succinate transmembrane transporter activity; sulfate transmembrane transporter activity. Gene Ontology annotation, biological process: malate transmembrane transport; succinate transmembrane transport; thiosulfate transport. NCBI's taxonomy places the organism in Eukaryota, Metazoa, Chordata, Actinopteri, Cypriniformes, Cyprinidae.
GCCGAGCAGUCAGAUGCAUGCUUCUCUCUUUCUGUGUGUAUUGUAACGCGUGUGUGUCAAUAGGAGGUGGAUCUGGCGCACCGGGAGGCCGUUCCAGAUUCCGCGCGAGCAAUUGGCUGCUCGUGAACCUUGUUUGUCCGCGGUCACGCCUUGGUCACGCACGCCACGCGCUCGGGAUGUCUCGUGCUUAUCGGGAUCACCGGUGCGCUUGCGACCUCACGGAGUUUUAGCGAGAUCAUCCGCACACUCGGUGCGCACUCCGCACUGCGCAGCUCAGGUUAAGAACCAGAGAGAGAGAGAGAUUGACGGUAACCGGAGAGAUGGCGGAGCAGCGGAUGUCGCGCUGGUACUUCGGUGGGAUCGCGUCGUGCGGAGCCGCAUGCUGCACGCACCCGCUGGACCUGCUCAAGGUGCACCUGCAGACGCAGCAGGAGGUGAAGAUGAGGAUGGUUGGCCUGGCCAUGCACGUGGUGAAGAACGACGGUGUGCUGGCGCUCUAUAACGGCCUCAGCGCCUCGCUCUGCAGACAGAUGUCGUAUUCUCUCACCAGGUUUGCCAUCUAUGAGACGGUCAGAGAUGUGAUGGGCAGCGGCGGUCAGGGACCCAUGCCCUUCUACCAGAAAGUGCUGCUGGGAACGUUUGGAGGCUUCACCGGCGGCUUCAUCGGGACUCCAGCGGAUAUGGUCAACGUUCGGAUGCAGAACGAUAUGAAGCUUCCCGCCGAGCAGAGGAGAAACUAUAAACACGCGCUGGACGGACUCUUCCGGGUCUGGCGGGAAGAGGGAACCAGGAAGCUGUUUUCAGGAGCCUCUAUGGCGUCCAGCAGAGGAGCCCUGGUCACCGUCGGACAGCUGGCGUGUUAUGAUCAGGCCAAGCAGCUGGUGUUGGGCACAGGACUCAUGGGAGAUAAUAUACUCACACACUUCCUGUCCAGCUUCAUCGCUGGGGGUUGUGCGACGGUCCUCUGCCAGCCGCUGGAUGUAAUAAAGACCAGAUUGAUGAACUCUAAAGGAGAAUACAGAGGUGUGAUUCACUGCCUGACUGAAACUGCCAAACUGGGACCGCUAGCCUUCUACAAGGGUUUAGUUCCAGCCGGGAUCCGCUUGAUUCCUCACACGGUCCUGACCUUCGUCUUCCUGGAGCAACUGAAGAAAUACUUCGGCAUCAGGGUGGUCAGCUGAACUUUGACCUCUUGACCCCUUCCCUCUGGCCUCCUCUUGAAGCUGCUCUCACUUCCACAAUAUUAGUUCUGGAAAAUCUCACAUUACUCAAUCAUGACCAACUCCACAGUGCAGCCAGAUCAACAUCUCUGAACAGUCACUCUUUUUCUUUUAUUAAAUUGUUUUGUUCGGGUGAGUAAAAUCAUGACAGAAUUUCCAUUUUCACUGAACUGUUCCUUUAAGACACAAACAAAACAGUCCGUAUUGCUUUAAGAUUUUUAAACGUUGCUGCAUUCAGUCUGUAUGUAUUGUUAAACUUUUUUAAUGGUACAAAUUCUAUAUUUUUGACUCUUUGCUGGGUUCGAUUGACAGAAGGGUCAGGGGUCACAGAAAAGCUACAAGGGGACAGAAUUAAAACAAGUUUUACUUUUAUAACCAAAUUGUGGAGCAUCACAGAAGAAAAUAAAACAAGACACAGACUGAUGGGGACCCAGUAGUGUAUCCUCAAUGAGAACGACCAGCACUUCUGUACUUGGUGCUAUGCUUUCAGUUUUCAUUAUAUUUCCGUUCUUUUUGUAAUAUUUCUGCUGGAAAACUUACGAUCGGCACUGAUCUGCGACUGAAAUAUUGUCAGAUCUGCUGUAGUUUCUACAGAUGUGCAUGUAGUUGUUUUAGUGUUGAGGUAAUCAGGGCAUUUAAUGAGUUGCACAGAUUACUUGUAGUCAUUCUGUUUUGUGCUUAGGUGCUGAGAAUAUCUGGACUUAUCCUAAACUAAGCAUAUAAUAACACCGAAUUAGUGCAAAUGUAAUUUAAAUGUAUUAAUUUAGCCUAAGUUGUUAUAUUACCAUAUUGGUAGAUGCGUCAAAACAGACCCUUUUCUGUUGUUGUUGUUUUAACACGCUAAUAAUGACACUGAACACUGGAGAAGCCUGAUCUCUCGGUGUCCAGCAGAGGGCGCUGUGGUGCACUGAAGGCGCGCGCAUGCGUGAACGCGCAGAGCCGCUUGUGUGUAUCGUUUUUUCAAGACAGUAUUUCCGGGUACAAACAGUUUGUUUUCUAUCAAUUUAUUUGUAGCUUCUAGCUUAGGGGUUUAAAAUGGAGGUUUGAAAUGGUUGUUGCUUGAAGUGAGUGACAUUGAGCUGCUUUCAAUCUUGAUAAAAAAGAUGUGCAAACUAAGUAAGAUAUAAACUGGUUUAAACUGUCUUUUCAGAACGGUAUUUUGACUAAAAUGAAAAUGUAUGGAAAUAAAAGUACUAACACAAGAAAA